UUCCUCUCUAGUCUCCAUCCCUUUUCUUCCCCCUCCCCUCCCCCUCUCCCAUCCUUUCGCUCUUCUUUCCCGGGGCUUUGGAACGUGGUGAAUUGUUUGGAACUUGGGGACCCUCACUGCUGGCCCAUGGCUGUGAUCGCUUCUGAACGUGGCCGGGCACUACCCACAGCCCCGGAGCAGGAGUUCAGCACCGAGGGGUUACCCCGAGCCUUCCUGCAGAGCCUGCGCACCCUCUUCGACAUUCUGGACGAUCGACGACGGGGAUACGUCCACCUCUUGGAGAUUGAGUCCCGGUGGCAAGGCGCGGACACGAGAGAACUUCCAAGGGGUGUCCUGGAAGGACUGAGGAAGGUUGCCCCAGCCAGCGGAUACCUGACCUUCGAGAGGUUUGUAACAGGGCUGAGAACUUCUCUGUUGAGUGCUGAAAAUGGGGCCCCUCACGCCAGAGCCCCGUCGGGGUCACGGGGCCAGGCGUCCCAAGCCAAACUGCUUCCCACGGGUCCCGGGACUUGCAAGGCUAGUGUGGGCCAGGGCCGAGGCAAACUGGCCCUUGAGAAGCACCACCAGCGGCUCAUCUUCGCACCAGCAGACGAGCCCCGGACGCUGCUGGAGAAGAAACCUUUGUCCCUGGGAGCUCGUUACCCCCACGCGGGAUCGAGCUGCUCCUCCCGGAGUCUGGAGAAACUCCCCAGCCCUCAGGAAGCUGGGUGUUACCCCGGGGAUUUGGAACGGCCCAAGAGCCAGGCUCUUCAGAGCCCUGGAGGACUGGUCCUGGAGCGAAGUCUGAGUGGAGAUGCAGGCACUGAUGUCUGGACUAUGGGACGAUGCCUUAGUGAAAAUUGUACUGCCGGCGGCUCUGGGAAGCAUCCAAGGGGCCGAGGGGAGCAGCGGCGGCAUACUAUCACCAAUGGAGUGGACUAUGACAUGCUAAAGCAGAUGAAGGAGCUGGAACAAGAGAAGGAUGCACUUCUACAGGGGCUGGAGAUGAUGGAUAGAGGAAGGGACUGGUAUCACCAACAACUCCAGUGGGUGCAGGAACGACAGCGCCACCUGACCAAGAACAAGAAGAGCACAGAUUUUGGGGCUGAGGGGAGCCCCAGUCCACUGGGUCAGCUGUUGCCCAAACUGCAAGAAGUUAUUCGUUGCCUGGGGGAGCUCUUAGCUGCUGCCUGUGCCGGAAGGGUCCAGGCUGUCCCCAGCCCUUGCUCUGCCCCCCCCACAGUAUCCCCUCUUUCUGGGAGACAUCAACAGACCAUACUGAUGCUGAAGGAACAAAACCGUCUCCUAACAAAGGAGGUAACAGAUAAGAGUGAGAAGAUCACACAGCUGGAGCAAGAAAAGUCGGCCCUGAUCAAGCAGCUCUUUGAAGCUCGAGCUCGAAGCCAUCAGGAAGCCAGCCAGCUGGACUCCACCUUCAUCUAAGCCUGCGGGCAAGAAUGUUAGUGCCACGGAGAGCUCUCGCCCUUGUGGUGGGUGUAGAGUCUUUUCCUAGUCCCUGCCCCAGCACAGACGCACAUUCUGGGCAGUCUCUGCCUUGGUAUGGGCAGAGAUUCAUCAGACUGGCAGAAACUCUGCACUGCCCCCACCUCUGGCCAUAGUGGGGGACGUCGCUCCUCUCUGACCACUGAGCGUGCAGCCGUGACCAAAGCAAGAGGACUCCCCGUCCAGGCUCUGGGGAGAAGUACCUAUUAAGGGACGUUCAUCCCAUCUCUGGCAGGAAGGAAGCUCCCUCAGCUAGUCCCAGGGGGUCUUGCCUCCUCUCCCUCUCUCCACUGCCCCUUUCUUCCUUUGGUGAGCCAAGCCUUGAGUGGAAAUCAUGUUCCUCCUUCUUGCUUCAUGUGUGAUCUAGAUCCAAAUCACUUUAUUUUCCUGACUUUCAAUUUCCUCCCUUGUAAAAUGAGACUGAGGGGAUAACCUCAUAGGAUCCUUUUAAACCUUACAAGAACCUGAACUGGGCUGUUUUCUCAAUGUCUCUUCUCUCCCCACCCUGUCCCUGUCUUGGUCUAUUCUCCUCAAAGUAGAGACUGGCUUGAAGAGAAAAUGGGCUGUUAGAGUAGUCUUGAGACGGGAGUAUCCCUUUCUCAGGGCCGAAGUCUCGGGGGCUUGCUGUAUCGAACCCUUAUCCCCACUAGCAAUUACUGGAACCGUGGCUGAGGGCAAGAGGUUGAGCGGGAGAGGCCAUUCUUUGUUAGGGAAUGGACAGUGUCCAGAACAUAUCCUCUUCCCCUUUCCCCUCCCCCCUUCAAAGUGUUUACAGGGAAAAUCCUAGAGCAUUUAUGUAAGAAUGGGUUUUUUAUGGUGAUUGCCCCACUGUUGGGAAUGGCUAUAGCUGCUAUCUGUCUGUAGUAAAGUUGCACGUGCGUUCCAGAUGUCUUUUCACUCUUAGCCACAUCCACUUUUAAGCACUGACUCUUGAAGUGAAGGGGUGUUCCAAGAGAAAUCACAGAGGCACUUGCUGUAUGAAACAUUUUUUAGGAAGUAAUUCCCCACUGUGCCCGUAGAGGGCAAAAUAUUCAGUCCAAAGUUCCCAAUCUAUCUAUUAAGCACCUACUGUAUUCUAUAAAGUGCCGGGCCAGGAAGCCCUAAGUUAAAAUAUGACCUCAGGCACUUAGUAGCUGGGUGACUCUGGGUGAAACACUUAACCCUGUUUGCCUCAGUUUCCUCAUCUGGAAUAGGAAAGGGCAAAUCAUUGCAGUUUCUGUGCCAAGAAAACCCCAAAAGGCUCAGGAAGAAUUGGACAGGGCAGAAUAUGGGAUCACAUAACAAGUACCAAAUCCUAGGGAUGCAAAGGAAAGCCACAAAACAUCCUUACUCUCAACCUUAAGGAGCAUAUCUCUAAAAGGGCAGACAGCUAUGUACAGAAUAAAGUGGGGAUCUGGAGGAAAGGCCUUAAGGAGACUGGGUAAGGCUUCCUUUAGAAGUGGUACCUCGGAGAAAACAAGGAAGGAUUCAGCCCCCUCCCAUGAAUGGACUAGGAGACCGCACCUCCUUUGCGUGGGUAAGGGCACUUUGCCUGGGCUAUUGUAACCAGGCUUCCUUCUCCCUUCUAGUCAAGACAACUUUUUCCCUUGCUCCCCUUCCCCUUGUCUAGGACUCUCUCCCAGAUGCCCUCCAGGAAGAAAAGCCCUGCCCCCUCCUCAUCCUUCACCCUUCUUGUUUUCCACCAAGGUCUCGGAGUCUGUUGCCGGGAAACAAAGGGGCCUCUGAGUUGCUAAGUGCAAACAAAUGUCCUUCAGAAACUGCUCUUUUUGGCUGGGGUUUAGCAGAUUCCCCCUCGAGAAACUAGUGCUCUUACUUCAUAGAAGGGAUGACUCCUUUGGAGAGAAGGAUAAUAAUGACUCACAUUUCUUUUCUUUCUUUUUUUGUAAAUAGUAUUUUAUUUUUUCCCAAUUACAUGUUAAAGAUAGCUUUCAAUAUUCAUUUUUUAUAAGAUUUUGAGUGUAACAUUUUUUCUCCAUCCUUUCUUCCUAUACUCUUCCUAAGAUAGCAAGCAAUCUGAUAUAGUUUAUACAUGUACAAUCGGAUAAACACAUUUCCACAUUAGCCAUGUUGUGAAAGAAACAGAAUAACAGGCAAAAAGCACAACGGCAGCAACAAAAAAGUGAAAAUAGCAUAUUUCAAUCUGCAGUCAGACUUCAUAAUUCUUUCUUUGAAUGUGGAUAGCAUUCUCCAUCAUGAGUCUUUUGAAAUUUGUCUUGGAUUAUUGUAUUGCUGAGAAGAGCUUAAGUCAAUCAUAUUUGAUCAUUGCACAAUUACAGUUUACAUUUCAAUAGCACUAUAGCUCUCUGAACUAUAGCUCUGUGAGGUAGAUUAUGCAAGUAUUUUUAUCUUCAUUUGACAGAUGAGAAAACUUAGAUUCAGUGGGAUACAAAGAGACUUGCUUGUGAACACAUCUGGUAAGCAUGUCAGCCUAAGUAUUUUUAAUAGCAUUUUAUUGUUAAAAAUACAUGCAAAGAUAGUUUUCAAUAUUCACCUUUGCAAAACCUUGUGUUCUAAAUUUUUCUCCUUCCUUCCCCUAGACAGAAAACAAUCCAAUAUAGGUUACAAAUGUGCAAUUCUUCUAAAUGUAUUUCCAUAUUCAUCAUGCUGUGCAAGAAAAAUUAGAUCAAAAGGAGGGGGGGAAGCACAAGAAAAAAAAAAAACAGCAAAUAAAUAACAACAAAGUGAAAAUACCAUGCUGUGCUCCAUUCAGUUUCCAUAGUUCUCUCUCUGGAUGCAGAUGGCUCUUUCCAUCCCAAGUCUAUUGUAACUGCCUUGAAUCACUGCAUUGAUUUUUUUUUUAUUUUUGAUAAUAGCUUUUUAUUCUCAAAAUACAUGUAAAGAUAGUUUUCAACAUUCUCCUUUGCAAAACAUUGUGUUCCAAAUUUUUCUGCCUCCCAUCCCUCCAUUCCCCCCCCAAAUAAUCUAAUAUAGGUUAAACAUGGAAUCACUGCAUUCUUGAGAAGUGCCAAAUCCAUCAUAGUUGAUGAUCACAUAAUCUUCUUCUUGCUGUGUACAAUGUUCUCUUGCAUCUGCCCAUUUCACUUAAUAUCAGCUCAUGUAAGUCAUUCAAGUCAGUCUAAGCAUUUACUCAAACCGAGAAUGGGAAACCUCCUAUGGUGCUUUGUGUCUUGAGUAUUUGAGUUUGUAUCUAGUGGGUGAUCUCUCCCUGUCCUUCCCUAUAGGAAUGGGCACUUUCCUGAGGGCCUUUGAUAUUCCCCAUCCCUCUUAGACCUCCAGCAGUGAUAAAAGGGAUCAGUACCUUGUGAUAUUACAGGGACCUCCAGGUCUAAGGUUUGAGACAAAAGGGAAUACACAGUAUUUAUGGAUUAGGAAAUACACUGGAAGUUACCUAUUUUCUUGGAGGAGCUUCUCUCUUUUCAUCUCUCCUCAUGUAGAUAGAGAAUUCACAAAAAAAGACACUAAUGGUUUGAGUUAGGCUGAGCUCAGUCAUGAGAUCCUUGCUUCCCAUAGAUAUCACUCUAUUUGUGUGCCCUUUACAAUCAAAAGAAAUGAGUUUGACUCCCAAUUCUGCUAUAUAUUAGCUGGGUGACCUUAGGCAUACAAACUCUCCAGAAUUGUUUUCCUAUUUACUAAACAGAAGUGGUAGUAAUCACUGGAGUAGUACAGUUAGGGAGAUUUAUUUUAUUUUAUUUGGGGGAUGAGGAGAGUUUUAAUUUAAAACCAGAUCAAAAUAUCUAGAACUGUACUAUGCUGUUUCCAAUCAGCAUCUAUACUACCUCGGAUUACAAAGCAGAGGUCAGAGAAGAUAUUUUUUCUCCCAGCUUUUUUACCAACCAAAGAAGUGGUAAAACCCCAGAGCAGUCCUUACCCCCAGGAGACACAAGAGCAAGAUGAAACAGAUUAUAUUUGUGAAGGGGAGUAGGGAGAAGCAGUGUGGGAGCAGCAGAGAGGGACAGCCAGUACCCAUCACCAGAGUUAAUCUUAGUCGGCACUUGUUCACACAGGUUGGACAGGUUUGAUACCUCCUGCUUUUCUGAGAUUGCCCAGCCAACACAGGAUUUGAAGAUAGAAAGUAGGGGCAGGGCUAAAUGAUUCCUUGUUUUCACUUUCUGAUUCAGUGAAUGUGGUGGCUGGUUUUUUCCUAGGUUAAUACUCAAAGAGUCACAUCUUAAUUGACUUUACACAGCAGUUAACUUUCCUGUCAAUCCUAGGUAACAGAUUCAUCUGGCUCCCUCACCUGGUGCCACAGGCUGAAUAUAUUUUGGUAUUUUAGAGAGAAAUAAAUGAAAGUAUAAAUA
Molecule: messenger RNA, 5741 nt
Organism: Antechinus flavipes (yellow-footed antechinus)
Lineage: Eukaryota; Metazoa; Chordata; Mammalia; Dasyuromorphia; Dasyuridae
Gene: SAPCD2
Product: suppressor APC domain containing 2
Exons: 6
Coding region: 127-1422 (431 amino acids)
Source: RefSeq, a predicted model, not a curated record